Sinocyclocheilus anshuiensis is the source of this 786-nucleotide messenger RNA. Its product is annotated as SLAM family member 9-like. Lineage: Eukaryota; Metazoa; Chordata; Actinopteri; Cypriniformes; Cyprinidae. The transcript has 5 exons. The record is from RefSeq and is a predicted model, not a curated record. The coding region runs from base 1 to 786 and encodes 261 amino acids.
AUGAUAAUUAAACUAGAAAAAGGUGUCUUUGGUGUUGAUGUGGAUGGAAUGGAGUUGGUAUCAGUGCUGGAGGGAGAUUCAGUGACUCUAAAUUCUGGUCUUACUGAAAUGACGGAUGAUGAUCUGAUUCUGUGGAGGUUUGGAUCUGAAAAUACUUUAAUAGCUCAAAUCAAUGUAAUGGCCAGCAGCAUCACUAUAUAUGAUGAUGAUCUCGAUGAGAGAUUCAGAGACAGACUGAAGCUGGACAAACUGACUUUAUCUCUGACCAUCACAAACACCACAACUCAACAUGCUGGAGUUUAUCAACUAGAAAUACAUAGAGCGAAACUGUCAUCAAAAACAUUCAGUGUUUCUGUCUAUGCUCGUCUGCCUGUUCCUGUCAUCAGCAGAGACUGUUCUCCAUCAUCCUCAUCAUCAUCAUCACAGCAGAAUUGUUCAUUGCUGUGUUCAGUGGUGAAUGUGGGUCAUGUGACUCUCUCCUGGUACAAAGGAAACAGUUUAUUGUCCAGCAUCAGUGUGUCUGAUCUCAGCAUCAGUCUCUCUCUACCUCUGGAGGUGGAAUAUCAGGAUAAAAACAGCUACAGCUGUGUGCUCAACAAUCCCAUCAGCAACCAGACUCAACAUCUGGACAUCAGCAAACUAUGUCUCACAUGUUCAGAGGUUCACAUCCACUGUUGUGAUACAGUUGAAGCUGUGAUCCGAUUGGUCGUCGCUGCUCUGAUGGGCGUGGCUGCUGCUGCUGCUGUUGUUCUUCUGAUCAAUGACAUCAGAUCUACAAGAGGUUAA